Molecule: messenger RNA, 1186 nt
Organism: Triticum dicoccoides
Lineage: Eukaryota; Viridiplantae; Streptophyta; Magnoliopsida; Poales; Poaceae
Product: bisdemethoxycurcumin synthase-like
Exons: 2
Coding region: 2-1186 (394 amino acids)
Biological process (GO): polyketide biosynthetic process
Molecular function (GO): acyltransferase activity, transferring groups other than amino-acyl groups
Source: RefSeq, a predicted model, not a curated record
CAUGGCAGGCAGCUCACCGAAGGUUAGUGAGAUCCGGUGUGCGCAGCGUGCGGAAGGCUCCGCGGCAAUGCUGGCUAUCGGAACAGCAAAUCCGGCGAACAAGGUGUCCCAAGAAGAGUACCCUGACUAUUAUUUCCGCGUUACCAAGAGCGAGCACCUUACUGACCAUAAAGACACAUUCAAGAUAAUAUGUGGUCUAACGGGCACGGAGAAUCGUUUCUUCUACCACACGGAUGAACUGCUCAACUCCCACCCUGUCUUGCUGGACAACACGUCACCGUCCCGUGAGGCUCGGCAUGAUAUCGUGGCCAAGGCUGCUCCAGAGCUUGCGGCAGCAGCAGCAAAGAAGGCCAUCGCAAAGUGGGGCCGUCCGGCCAGUGACAUCACCCACCUUAUCGUCAGCACCAACUCUGACGCUGGCGCCCCAAGCGCUGACGUACGCUUGGUUUCACUCCUUGGCCUUCGCGCCGAUGUCUGUCGUACCAUGCUCCAUCUUAACGGCUGCUUCGCCGGCUGCUCCGCCUUGCGCCUAGCCAAGGACCUUGCUGAGAAUAACUGUGGGGCACGCGUCCUCGUAGCUUGCGUGGAGCUCGCCAUUUCUGGCUUCUGCAGCCCCGGCGAAGGGGACUGCUUAGACACCCUCAUCACUCAUGCAUUGUUUGGUGAUGGGGCAGGCGCGGUAAUCGUCGGCGCCGACCCCAUGCACCCCAUCGAGAAUCCUCUGUUUGAGAUGGUGUCCGUCUCUCAGACCCUCGUGCCGAGCACUGAGAAUGUGCUCACCCUGAACUUGGGGAGCAAUGGCACUCAUGGGAAAGUUUACACCAAACUGCCCACACUGGUAGCAGACACCAUGGAACCUUGUCUUCUGGAAGCGUUUGGUCCACUUGAGAUGGACUUCCAAUGGAAUGACCUCUUCUGGGCAGUGCACCCUGGCAGCCGUGGGAUCUUGGACCAACUUGACAAGACACUCCAGUUGGAGCCCACGAAGCUAGCGGCGAGCAGAACUGUCGUACAGAAGUUUGGGAACAUGUUUAGCGCCACCGUGAUCUUCGUGCUUGAUGAGCUACAGCGUCGAAUGGAGGAGGAAGGAGAGCAAGCUGAGUGGGGGGCCAUGGUGGGAUUUGGACCAGGCUUCACUAUCGAGACCAUGGUGCUCCAUGCAACCGGCGCUCUCAAGAAAAAAUAG